AUGAUUUCCAAAACGAAUUGUGAUAAUUACUCGAAUCGUAGCAAGGCGAGCAGAAGUCAUUCCGCUCAAGGUCUUGCGUGUCCCGUGUCUAGUCCUGCAAUGAAAAUACCGUUACCGCCCCGUCCAUGGAUUACAGAUGCCGAAGAUGACUCUUCAGAUGAUGUUGAUGGGUCAUCACGGGAUGAUGGAAUAUAUUGUAUGGAGCGAACCAGAAUGAGAUCUCGUUAUCGUCAUCAGAAGCAAAGACAAACACAUAUGAUUGGAAUAUUUUGGGACAUUGAAAAUGUUCAGAUACCACGGGGCUGCUCCGCCAUUGAUAUAGUUGCGGCUAUUCGUUCUAAGUUUGUAAGGGACGGUAAGAGGGAAGCAGAUUUUGUAGUUGUUUGCGACGUGAAAAAGGAAGCCACUCAAAAGCUUCUAGAACUUAAUGACGCACAAGUAAGCCUUAUACAUGUCUGUAAGACACAAAAAAACGCGGCGGAUGAUAAACUCAGACAAUGCAUGAGGAGGUUUGGUGACUUACAUUCAUCACCCGCCACUAUAUUAUUGAUCUCAGGAGAUAUUGACUUUGCAGCUGAUUUGUCUGACUUUCGUUAUAGGAAAAAUAUGGAGGUGAUAUUGGUGCAUAAAAGAAAUACGUCGGCAGCUUUAAUCGCAUGUGCCACGUCUCAUUACUCUUUUGAUGAGUUGGUAUCUACAUUGCCUAGAAAGUUGAAUCCACAAACCAAAGAAGAGGAUGUGUCCGUGGAAGUGGAAGUUACAAACUUGCCAAUAUAUCAGCGAGUUGAGCUCGUGUCAGGGCGGCUACGGCACUUGGCAAAGAAGUGUGGCGGAAAAGUAGUUCAAAUAAAUGCCCCAACGGCUGUUAUAAGGUUCUCUACUGUGGAACGUGCAGCACGAGCUCUGAUGCGUAUGGACGGAGAAGAUGUUUACGGAAGAAAAAUAAGCACGCGUUACGUUCGCACGAGCGUACCUCCCACAUACUCCAGCGACGAAGGGUACAGUACUGCGCCUGCGUCGUCAUAUGCAUCGGCAUCAACAUUUAUACCACCACCUCAGGUGUGUUCAUCACCACAAGAGGCGACCAAACUCGCGCCUCCGCAAUCUUCUGUUGCUAAAGAAUGGGCACUUGCAUUGCAACAGCUUCCUGCACCGUCUCCGCCACCGCAUGACUUUUGUCCUCCACCUGCGCCGAAGCCUCGCAAAAUUCGAGGAACUCAUGGCACGAUCAACCUUGACCGUUCCGGUUGCUCGUCAAGCAACAGUGCCGAUGGUCGCCGAGAGAGUGGCAGUCGAGCAGUGUCUCCGUGGAACUCUUCAGCCAGUUUCAGUGAGCAAAGCGAGGCCGAAGAGACUACGGCUGAGCUCACUGUCUCGAAUCUGCCGCCUUAUGAACCCUCCGUCUUACAGGAGAUGCUGAUACAGCUGUUCAACCAAUACAUCCCUGUCGUUCGAGUGUCAGUAUGGGCCGCAGGAGAAGGACCACUAGCAACAGUCGUGCUUCGUUCGGAAUGGGACGCGAGGCUAGCAAUUGCACGUAUUCACAAACGUCGCUUAGAUAACCAGUGGACGGGCCGUAGACUCGAACUGUCCUUAGGCAAACCUUCGCCCGCUCCAAACCUAGAUGUCCUCAGAGCCCGUCUUAGAGCUAUACUCCUCGACCAAAAUAACCACAUGUUGCCGCUUUUACGUCUGAGAGAUGCAUAUGCGAGUCGUCAUUGUUGUGCACUAACUACUUCAGAUAUAGCGAAGCUCAAAGAUACCGUAAUCAUCCAUGAAGGGUACGGUAGAAUGGUACAGUUAGUGGACUUAACCCCAGUUUCGAAUACUGAAAUGGAAGAAGCGCCCUGGAAGUGCCAUAUUCAUGCGUCUAUGAAUACCGGACAGGAGGAUGGGACUCGCAUCUUGCAGCCGGUUUAUAUGGAGAUUUCAGUACUAGCUAAGAAUGUUCAUAUCUUGUUAGAGAAUCAUGGUGGGAUCUUGCCACUGUUAAGCUUCGUAGAGUGCUAUGAGAGCCACUUCGAUGCCCUGGUGUGCGACACCCGCCACGGCGUUGCACUCGAGCUGUUGUUACGCAGUGUCCCCGGGAUAGAAGUUCGCGAUGUACCAUCUCGUCAUCUCGCUUGGCGUCAAACGGACUCCCUGCCUGAUAACACUGCCAACAGUGAGAGUUCCCGUUCAAGUGGCGAGCGCGACCGGCCCCGCACGGCUCCCGUUCUAGAACCCAUGCUCGCGUUGUUCGAACGUGAACUUAUUGAUCUCUUGCGUACAGCUCCGAGAUGCUCUAUACCGUUUAGCAAACUUAUUCCUGCCUUCCACCACCACUUCGGUCGACAAUGUCGUGUUGCUGACUACGGCUUCACCAAGCUGCCGGAUUUGCUCGCUGCACUCAGUAGUGCUAUCGUUGUUCUCGGGUCAGGUUCGUCUCGUAUCAUCACGAUUUCAGCUACCGCUCAGAGCCGUCGCUGGACUUCGGAUCUCGUGAAACUCCUUAAAGCUCAACCGGGACGUACCGUCAUUGUUAAUGAUAUCCCAUUGAUGUAUCAAACUACUUUUGGACGUCCAUUCUCCCCGGUCGAUUACGGAGUUUGUACAAUUGCGGAACUAAUGCAGCGAGUCGGACCGCAGGCUGUGUCCGUCGCUCAAGAUGGAUCUAUUUCAUUGCCGAGACGUACUCCAACGCCCGAGGAGAGAGCCAGGACGAGGCAGUUUGCUAUGCAGGCCGUGGAACUCCUCCGUUACACGCCGAACCUUCGCAUGGAAUUCUCUCGCUUCGUACCGGCCUACCACGCGCACUUCGGGCGACAGCUGCGCGUGGCGCACUACGGCUGCGUCAAACUGGUGGAACUGUUCGAGCUGAUCCCCGAGGCGGUGUCGGUGUGCGGCGAGAGCAACGGCGAGCGCAGCGUGCGCGUGGCCACCAAGGCGGCGCGCGCGCUCGUCGCGCAGCGCCUGCGCGCGCUGCCGCCCGUCGCGCUCUGCGACCUGCCCGCGCACUACGCCAACCUCUACGGGGCGCUGCCCACGCCGGCGAUGCUGGAGGCGGAGUCGAUAGAGGCGCUGGUGUACGCGGCGGGCGGGUGCGUGGAGAAGGGCGCGGUGAGCGCGCCCGGCUGCGCGCCGGCGUGGGCGAGUGCGCUGCUGGCGGCGUGCGCGGCGCUGAGCGGCGACCGCAGCGUGGCGCGCGGCUCCACGCAAGAGUACUUCGGCGCGGCCUUCCGGCGCCUGCAGCGCGCCGAGCCCGACCUGCGGCGCCUGUUGGCGGCCGGCGUGCUGUUCGUGGUGCAGGACGCGCGCCUGCAGCUCUCCGCCGCCUGGCGCACCGUGUGGCGCCUCGCGCAGAUCCUGGCCGAGCGCCCCCCCAUGCCCAACGACGAGCUGUUCCUCGAGUACGCGAGGAGAUACGAGCCCGUGUUCCCGGGGGGAGAGUCCGGUACUGAAGGCGUGGGCGAGUUCCUCCGUCAAUACUCGGAGAUAUUCACGGAGAGUGAGAGCGCUCGCUGGUCGUUGUGCGCGGGAGUGGUAGUGCCUCGCUGCCGAGAGCCUGCUCCCGCACCGGCUCAUGAAGAUUAUUCUGUACAUGAUACUCCACCCGGGCAGAAGGGUUCCCGUGUAUUUGAAUCGCCAAAGAACAAUAUAUGGUGUUCUCCACCGGCCAGCGCCUUGCCGGCUCCGACAGCUUUACUCACACAGGAGAACCGACGUCGCAUCCGUCUGGCGGCGCAUUUUGAUUGUUCAUAA
Messenger RNA from Arctia plantaginis, 3741 nucleotides. NCBI's taxonomy places the organism in Eukaryota, Metazoa, Arthropoda, Insecta, Lepidoptera, Erebidae. The record is from the annotation of a GenBank genome assembly.